AUGAAACCGAUUAUAAUGUCAGUUAUUUAUUCAACGCAACUUAUGCUUCAAUUAUCGGAACCUUUAAAGCGAUGCAUAAAAUUGAUUAAAGCAUUCACAAAAACUCAUUAUGCUGUUGCAAACUUUCUUGUAAUAUCUAGAAACGGUGUGAAAAACUCGAAAGGAUGGUGGAACGAAAGGAAACAUUCGUUGAAUGUCCGAGAAGUAGAUCAAGGUUUCACCACUAAAUAA
Molecule: messenger RNA, 231 nt
Organism: Clunio marinus
Lineage: Eukaryota; Metazoa; Arthropoda; Insecta; Diptera; Chironomidae
Source: the annotation of a GenBank genome assembly